CCGCCACCGAAGCUCCGCCGGGUCCGCGCUCGGCGGAGGCCUCGGUCUGAGCUCUGGGCGAGCGAGCACCCGCGGGACCGCAGGGCGGCCGCCCAGCGACUUUUGUUCUGCGCUCGCGGGUCGGGGCGCGUGGCUGGGGUCCCGGCGCAGCUGCGCUCGCAGCGCGGUAGGGUCGGGCGCGGCUGCGGUUGUCGGCCGGAGGUGGCCAGCAGGCGGGCUUGUUGCCGCUACGCCGUCCUUCCCGUCUAGGACGCAGAAGCGGAGCUUUGUUUUGCUCUUCGGUUCCUUUCUGGCUCGCUUUCCGCCGCGCACCCGCCCCUGCGACCAGGCGGCGUUGCCGUGCGCUCCGCCCUCAAGCGCCCAGGCCUGGGUGAGCGCCGCGGCCCACAGCAUCUCGGAAGCAGUUUGCAUUUGUGAUACUUUUGAGGACCUUCCUAGAAAAAUGGAAAAACAGGAUCAAGUGCGUGAACAUACUCCUCGUGGAAGAGACUAAAAGAUUUGUGACAUUCGGAAGCACAGACUUUAUAAUACUACUACUAAAUCAGAUCCACUAUGAAUUGGAAUGUAACACCAGAGAGUGCUGCCAAAGCCCCGUCCUAUUCUAAAAGCCAGUCUAUACUGCAGCAGUUUUUAAUGACUCCCACAGCUUCUCAAAGCUCUUUCAGCUAUCCUGCCAUUAACCAGGAAGCAUGCAUGUAUCCCACUAAUUCAAACUCUGCUUCACAGCCACCUCUGAAUGGCAGAAGUUAUUUGUCUCCUCAGAGCUCUGUUUCUAAUGUGCAUAAUAGGACAGCGGCGGCCUCACAGUCCUCACUGCAAAGAGUCACGUGUGCAAAUGUUAAAGGACCCCAACAACAAAACCACAAUUUGCAAACAGUGUCAUCAGGAGCUAUGCCAAAUGGCUGGCUGAACCCAUCAGUGAGGAGUUUUAUGCCUUCUCAUACGGAAGCAGGCACAUCCCAUAACCCUGGUGGAGGGACUAAUAUGCCUUAUAUGCAUGCACCACAGAGUCCGCUUGUCCCAUUAGAUAGCUGUUCUGUGCAGCUACAAAUGACUCCUUCAAAUUCUUUAAAAGUUCCUAUAACAUAUCAAGGAAAUUAUCAAGGAAACCAAGGACUUACCCACUCUGUCAAUCAGCCAGAUCAACUGGUUGCCUGGACACAGUGCACAUCCAAUGAGCUCACUUACCCAGAGUACAGGCCUCCUCCAAAGCAGUGCCCUUACUCGCCACAAACCUUUGUACCGUCUACUACAUCAUUACAAGUCAAAAACAAUCAGUUUUCAACGUACACACAGGCCUUACAAACAAAGCUCCCUGUACCUGUGUCGUCAUACCAGUGUGCUGCAGAAACCAACAAAGGACUCUCCACCCUUCCUCACAGCUGUCGGUAUGGAAGCCCACAUGUGCAGAAUUCUCAGCUAGUUAAUAAACAGUUAUCUCUGGAAGUUCCUCAGAGUUCAGAAAUGCACUCACCUGAAAAAAAGAAAGAUCCUUACAGAGGCUUUAAACAGCAGUGGCAGCAGAACACUAAAGAAAAAAUCAACACCAUUGGAAAAUUCUGCGAGUUGAAAAUAAACACCAAACCAUCUUACAAUGAAUCUGUUGGCUCUUCUGGGGAUGGUAUUCAGACUUUUCUUCAAAAUAAUCAAGAGAAAAGAAAAUAUUCAUACAAUCCAAAUACAAAUCAAGCAAUAGACACAAACGUCACAAAAGAAAAGCUGGUGAGAGAUAUUAAAUCACUUGUAGAAAUCAAAAAGAAGUUUUCAGAACUUGCAAGAAAAAUUAAAAUUAAUAAAGGUCUUUUGAUGGCAGCUGGUUGUAGUAAAACAGCCAACACUUCUUACAUUGAACCAACUCAGCCUUCUGAGUUUUCAACAAGAGAAAUGUCUGCUAAAAGUGACAACCACUGCUCCAUGGAAUUGCUAGCAACAUGUCUUUCUCUUUGGAAAAACCAACCUCCAAAAACCACAGGAGAAAAUGUUCCAAAACCUGUAGAAGAAAAAGAUUGUAACACAUCAAGAGCCAGUGCUGUGGCGGUUGGCAGCUCAGGCGCCACAGAGGAAGUUGGAGCUUUUUGUUUGGGUGUUGGGGGUCCUCAGAAAAUGAUGAGCUCAUCACAGACAGCGUUGCCAGUUCUCACACUGAGCUACGACUCUUCAGUUGUAGCUGUUGGAAAAGCAACAGAGCUCCAGAUUGCUGUGGUGUCACCGUUAGUUCUUUCAGAUACCAGUGCCUUACCUGGGAAAGAGUUAGCAGCUCAAGUUUUACCUGAAACUGUGUAUCCAGUUGUUAAGGAAGGUAGUGUUCGUAGCUUACAAGACCAGCAGGCAGAAACUGCUUUGCCUUUUGAUGGUACGGGAGCGUUAGCAAGUAGUACCAUAUCAGCUGAGGUUUCUGUGCCUGCUCGUGAGCACAAGCCAACACAGGGUGAUCCAGGUGUAGUUGAUAGCAGCCUAAUAAAAACUUCUUCCCUGGGUGCUGAAGCUCUGCCUAAUCCGAGGGAUAGCACUGCUGUGAGCGCGCCCAUGUUACAGAUUGAAAGUAUCUGUUCUCUUGCAGAAGGUGAUGUAUCUUACAAUUCCCAGAUAGCGGAGAUAUUCAGCUGUGUACAAAAUGAGCCCCUGAAACCAUCACCUAAUCAGGUAAUUAAUAGUCAACAAGAACAAGUAGACACCACUGAAAAUAAAGACUUUAGUUUUCAGAAAGAUAAGUGUGUGCAGCUUAUAGAAGCUCCUCAUGAAGUAACUGAGCAGCCAGAGCCGCUGCAGCCUCUAGAGCCUGCAUUGUGUGACUAUGCCGAAGCAAACAGAGAAAUUCUAGAGGAAAGCUGCAAGGAGCACCCUGGUGGGAAGGAAAGCACAGCCAAGGAUAUGUGCUCAUCAGCUGCUGUGCAGCAGGACACUCACCCUCAGGAAACUGAUGAGGCCUCCAGUCUUCCUGCAGUAAGUGACGUUCAUGACGAAAACGAACCUGUCUCAUACCUCCAUGACCAGCUGUCAGAACUUUUAAGAGAGUUCCCUUAUGGCAUUGAAACUGUUCCCAGACAUAAAGUUUCUGUGGACCAACAAAAGACACACGAAAUCUUAGAAAAUCAAACUGGUAUUAAAACUGGUAACAUGUCUGGUGAUAGCACCGACCAAAUAAAAAUUACAGUAUUAAACUCUGAACAAAUCAAAGAAUUAUUUCCCGAAGAGGAUCAGGCUUGCGACUUAGACACAUCAGAAGAACCUGAGAAUAAAAAAGGUGUUGAGGGAGCAAAGAGCCCGUGUGACUCUCAGGCCCUCAGAGAAGAGAACCCUGACCCUGGAGAGUUGGACCUAGAGAAGGACACCAUUCAUUGCUGUGCAUUGGGCUGGCUGUCUAUGGUUUAUGAAGGCGUGCCACAGUGUCGUUGCGGUUCCACGGAAAAGGAAAGGAAAGACCAGAGUUCUUCAGACCUUAACAGUUGCAAACAAAAAGAGCAGUCCUGUGAUAGUGGAAUUACUGUUUUUGAAAUCAAUCCUGUUUCUAAUAACCCAAACACUCCCCUAGCUGAAGUGCCUGAGAAAGGCCAUUUUUCUGAAAUGCAUGGGGAAAAAAUAAAAACAUCCAAAACAGAAGACAGCAGUUCACCAGGGGUGGAACAGGAAUUAAACUGUGAUUUUUUAAUUAACUGCUAUAAAGAUAGACCAGGUACUUUAAAAAUAGAGCAUGUUAGCUCACAGAAAACGGAGCAAAAGCUAACAAAUGUUUCACCUAAAUGUGACACACCAAACCCCUCAAAAAGCAAUAAAGCAACAACCCCCAAAAUAUUUCAUGUGAUAACUUCCAACUCUGAUAAAAAUACACCAUCAUUUUCUAAACAAGUGUCUCAGGAGAGCCAACAGAAAAAACAGAUGUCCCAAGACUCAGGUCCAGUAAAAGCACAUGUAAGACUUUUGCCAAAUAAAGAUCUGUGCAGGAGGAAUAACUCUUCAACACAGUCAGUGUCACCAGAAAAGAAAAAAUUCAAAUUCAAAGCAGGUGGCUCUAGGCUGAGAUAUUUUGAAAAAAGAAAGAGGGACCACGUGAUUAGUCCAGAUAUGUAUAUAAAAAAGAAGAAAUAUGAGAAACAGGAGCAGGACAGAAAUGCUGGGGGCACACUCAAAUUGUGUAGUACCCUGACAGGAGACCCAAAGGAAAGAGCCAGUGUUAAAGAAAAGACAGUGCCGAGUUCUGAGUCCUUAGACUCCAAGGGUAGCUGCUCUAAGAGUGCUAGAGUUAUAACUGUGCAGGAAUAUUUACAACGCCAGAAAGACAAACGUGUAACCGGGAAUAAGGCGUCCAAAAACACCUGUGUAGAAAAUGUGCCAUGUGACUCUGAACACUUGAAGUCCAGUAAGCAUUCAGCACUAGCAAGCUCCGUCAAGUUAGUUGAGGGCCAGAGAGUCAGUGCAGAGGCCUCAAAAGAACCGGAACACAGUUCCACCACCCAUGGUAAAAGUGUGAAGACCCACCAUGCUGAGGAGUCUAGGACACAUGCUGUGUCAAGUAAAGGAAAACUUGGUUGGAAGAAGUCUGACAAAAACUGUAUUGAUAAAAAAAAGUUAGAAAGAUCGAUAAGUAGUGAGUCCAGCCAGGUAAAGGAACAAAGGAAACAGUACCUGAAUCGAGUUGCAUUCAAAUGUACAGAACAGGAAAGCAUAUGUCUCACCAAAUUGGACAGCGGAUUCAAAAAGCUUAGUAAAGAGGGGAAGAAGAGUACGGCAUAUGUUCCCAGGAUGAAAGACACAGACAAGCCCAGUAUGUUGGAGUUUAAAUUAUGUCCAGAUGUGAUAUUGAGGAACACAAGCUCUGUUGACAAGCAGGAUGCUCCAAAGCCUGGGCCUGGGAAGGAGCAAGCACCUCUGCAAGUUUCAGGAAUAAAAAGUACAAAAGAAGACUGGUUAAAAUGCAUCCCUACAAGGACAAAGAUGCUUGAAUCAAGUCAAGAAACAGAUCGUGCUGCUUCAAGACUCUCUAAGAGAAGCCUGAGUGCCAAUGAGUUUGAAACACUACAAAACCCAGUGAAAGACUCAGACGUCAUGUUCCGGACCUACAAAAAGAUGUACCUGGAGAAGAGAAGCCGCAGCCUGGGGAGCAGCCCAGUUAAAUAGUCGG
This is a messenger RNA of Acomys russatus (golden spiny mouse), 5119 nucleotides long. It is a transcript of the gene Resf1, whose product is annotated as retroelement silencing factor 1. The transcript is spliced from 5 exons. Gene Ontology annotation, cellular component: nucleus. The record is from RefSeq and is a predicted model, not a curated record. The coding region runs from base 553 to 5115 and encodes 1520 amino acids. Gene Ontology annotation, molecular function: histone methyltransferase binding. NCBI's taxonomy places the organism in Eukaryota, Metazoa, Chordata, Mammalia, Rodentia, Muridae.